This is a messenger RNA of Sphaeramia orbicularis (orbiculate cardinalfish), 2940 nucleotides long. Its product is annotated as claudin-3-like. The record is from RefSeq and is a predicted model, not a curated record. Bases 476 to 1141 code for a protein of 221 amino acids. The transcript has a single exon. Lineage: Eukaryota; Metazoa; Chordata; Actinopteri; Kurtiformes; Apogonidae. Gene Ontology annotation, molecular function: structural molecule activity. Gene Ontology annotation, cellular component: bicellular tight junction; membrane.
AUGACUCACUGUUUUCCACACAGUAGCUCCACAGAACCAGGCCAAGAACACUCCUCCUGUGAGAUCACCAGUCCUUCUAUCAGGAAGAAGAAGCUGUUUCUCUUUAAAUCAGGUCGGUCUCAGAGACUGGACUGGAGCACAGGGGAGGCUUUGUUUUCCACCGCAGCACAAACUGGGAGAAAGGGAUUGUUUUGAAACCAUGGCAGACCAAACACAGGGAUUUUCCUUCUCCACCCAGCUGAUGCUGCGCCUUCGAAGUCCUUCCCCGGAAUACCAAAGAACCAGUUUGACCAUUCUGAACAGACAUGCAAAGUAGACACAAACGCACACAGACACACACACUCACAGGCAGUCGACGCCUCACCCAUGCUCACAUGUUAAAACAACACCCCACCCCUGCCGCUCUCUGCACCGCCAGCUGCUUCUGCUUAGGCCUGCGGUGACCAGGAGGAGGAGGAGGAGGCCGGCCGGAGUCAUGGAGAGGCAGCUGGAGCUCGGUGCCCUGGGUCUGGCCUUCACCGGGUGGCUUUGCGCCGUCCUGACACGCUGCCUGGCCCUGUGGAAAGUGAUUGGCACCGUGGGGAACGCCACCGCCACCCUGCCUGCCUACUGGGACGGGGUGUGGUUGGAAUGGGAUCACUGGGAUUUAAACCACGACGGGAGCCUCCACUGCUCCUUCUACCGCUCCCUCAUGUCACUUUCUGGAAGUUUCCGUACGUGGAGGGCCCUCAUCGUGGCGGCCAUCGGCGCUGGAGCUUUCGCCGUGGUGAUCGCCUCGGUGGGGGCCAUGUGGUUCCCCCACCGAGGUCAGAUCAAAGUGUUUUCUGGUGCUCUCUUUGUUUUGUCUGCGCUCCUGCUGCUGGUUCCCACAGCCUGGACGUGCCAUCACACCAGUCAGCCACUGGAGGGGGCUGAGCUGCUGAGGAGGGACUGGGGACCGGCGCUCUACCUCGGGUGGAUCUCCUUCGGUUUGAUGUUGGUCGGAGGGGUGUUUCUCACCACCAGAUGCCCGACGGUUGAGAGGCAGGGGCACGCGGCGGCGGACGAGGGCAGGGAGGAAGAGGCGGACCACCCUCUGAGCACCAUCAACAGGACUACGUUCACCCAGAGCCAGUACGACCGCAGAUCAGGAGCCGUCUGAGGUGGACUGGGCUCAAGUAUCUGAAACUGUGUGAGUGAUGGAAUCUUUCAGAUGUGGUGGUUUGAACAGUAGAGGUGGAAGUCUAGUUGCACAUGUUGAAGCACAAGCAUGGUGGUUUGAUUGACAGGGGGGAGGGUCAAACUGUGGACUUUACUUUUGUAUCUUGGUUUGUUGUGUGUUUUUUAUUUCUAGAACUGGGGUCUGCAACCUAUGGCUCCUGGGCCAAAUGUGGCUCUUUAGCAUAUUUGUUUGGUUCCCUGUGGUUUUGUCAAAAAAACAUAAGGAACAUGUUGAAAUUAACUGAAUGAAUGCAUAUUUUUUUAACAUUGCUGUAGGCCUAAAUCUGUUCUUACAUUGUCCAACGACAAAAAUAUGCAUACACUUUGGUUGAAAUAAUGACAAAAUCUGUGUUUUAAUCAAAUCAACUAAGGUGUAUAUCAAUGCUAUAUUUCUUUGAUGAGAUAUUUGGACUAGAAAUGAAAAAAAUACACUUGGGAAGAUUAAAAUUUUUUUCCAGUGUGCAUCUAUCGUAAUAACCUACACACUGAUUCCUGUGUAGAUGACUGUUUUUUUUUCUCUCUUUUCCUUUGCCUUUCUUCUGCUGCAGUGUACAACAUUAGCUAGCAUUGUGGCUAACAUUAGCCUGUUAGCUAACACUGUGGCUAACAUUAGCCUGUUAGCUAACACUGUGGCUGACAUUAGCCUGUUAGCUAGCAUUGUGGCUGACAUUAGCUUGUUAGCUAACACUGUGGCUGACAUUAGCCUGUUAGCUAACACUGUGGCUGACAUUAGCCUGUUAGCUAGCAUUGUGGCUGACAUUAGCUUGUUAGCUAACACUGUGGCUGACAUUAGCCUGUUAGCUAACACUGUGGCUGACAUUAGCCUGUUAGCUAGCAUUGUGGCUGACAUUAGCUUGUUAGCUAACACUGUGGCUGACAUUAGCCUAUUAGCUAACACUGUGGCUAACAUUAGCCUGUUAGCUAACACUGUGGCUGACAUUAGCCUGUUAGCUAGCAUUGUGGCUAACAUUGGCCUGUUAGCUAACACUGUGGCUAACAUUAGCCUGUUAGCUAACACUGUGGCUGACAUUAGCCUGUUAGCUAACACUGUGGCUAACAUUAGCCUGUUAGCUAACAUCAUCAAAUGACUGUCUUCCAGCACAAAACAGACUUCAGUACAAACUUAAUGGAGAGCCUGAAUGUAAACAGGUUUAUAUUGAGCCUUUAAAUAUGGAACAUUUAUUUAUAUGCAAAACUAUUAUAAAAACCAUUAAAAGUUCAAAUGGUGGAAAAUGAAUGACAAAAUAUGACAUUCCUGUUGGUUUGAUCCCAUUUUAUUCAGGUGAAUGGACACAAUUAUGCAAAACAAUUGCUGUAAGGCAUUUAAGUAAUAACAAUGACAUUCCUCUUAUACUUUGUCUUAUGUGUUAAAUGUGAAUUAUCCCCAACUUUACAAUCACCUACAAACGCAGGUGUGUGAGAGUGGCAAAAUGUUUACAUCGAAUAUAACUUAUUCUGCACAAAAAGAUGCUGAGAACUGCAGAUAAUUCAUAUUUGUUUAUAAAACCUAUUUAUUCAUUUAUAUCCUGUUGAAUUUUGCUGUUCCUUGGGUUUUCCUCAAGUUGCUCUUUUGGAUUUUCGCACUGAAAUGACAGAAAAUGUUUAAGUUUAAAGGUACAAUAUGUAAUAUUCAUGCCUGCUCAUGACGCUUGUGUUGUGCUGUGAAUUUUUUUGGUGACUGCAUUUCCAGCUAAUGUUGCUGAUGGAAAAAAAAAAAAAAAGCUGAGGUGAGGCGUUUAG